Molecule: messenger RNA, 6261 nt
Organism: Manis pentadactyla (Chinese pangolin)
Lineage: Eukaryota; Metazoa; Chordata; Mammalia; Pholidota; Manidae
Gene: CDH22
Product: cadherin 22
Exons: 13
Coding region: 677-3115 (812 amino acids)
Biological process (GO): calcium-dependent cell-cell adhesion; multicellular organism development; cell morphogenesis
Cellular component (GO): plasma membrane; adherens junction; catenin complex
Molecular function (GO): cadherin binding; calcium ion binding
Source: RefSeq, a predicted model, not a curated record
CCUUGCACACUUCCCCCCUAGUCAGACACGCACACUCCCUCGCUCCCGCUCGCUCACUCCCUCGCUCUCUCGCUCACACACACGCGCGCACCCGCCGCCGCGGCUCCCUCUCUCGCGCCCGCUCUCCCUCCGGCUCCUCCGGGCAGCCGCCGGGCUCCGGACUCGUCCUCCCGCGCCGGCUCUCCCGCCCCACGCAGCGUCCCGAGGCGGCAGGGCUGGGGGGAGCCCCGGGCCGCUCCCCGAGAAAUCUGUCCCCACCACCUGCCCAGCCCCCUCCAGGAAGGAGGAGCAUUCAUUCCACUCAAUACUCCUGGUCGGGUUGGGUCCUCGUUCUCCAAGGAUCCGCCAGGCCCCGGCCAGCUCCCGGCUGCACAGAGACCAUGGCACACCCCGGACUCCGGAGCCGCGGAGGCGCUGCCUGGUGAUCCGGCCGUGGCGCGAGGGGGAGCGGGCGGGGACCCGCGGGCCCUCCAUGCCCCGGCUGCGGCCGCGCCCCUCCCCCUCCAGCCCAGCCCCGCGGCGUUCAGGGCCCAGGGUCCGUGCGGGAGCCCCGUCGGGGGCGGGGGCGGCGCCCCAGUGGCCGAGCUGAGCCGAGGCCACCAUGUGACGCAGCGGCGCUGACCCUCUGCGGUGCCUACCGUCCACGCUCCUGGUUCCCGGCCCGCGCAGGCCAAGCAUGAGGCCAGGGCCUGCCGGUCGGGGGCUCUGGGUGGAAGCCACACUGUCGCCGGCGCUGCUGCUGCUUGGAUGCGUGUGGGCAGCGGGCACGCCUGCACCGUCGGCACCUGGGGCCCAGCAGGACGGCGCCCUGGGGGCGGGCCGCGUGAAGCGAGGCUGGGUUUGGAACCAGUUCUUCGUGGUGGAGGAGUACACGGGCACCGAGCCCCUGUACGUGGGCAAGAUCCACUCGGACUCAGACGAGGGGGACGGGGCUAUCAAGUACACCAUCUCUGGUGAGGGUGCUGGGACCAUCUUCCUAAUCGAUGAGCUGACGGGCGACAUCCACGCCAUGGAGCGCCUGGACCGUGAGCAGAAAACCUUCUACACGCUGCGGGCUCAGGCUCGGGACCGCGCCACUGACCGCCUGCUGGAGCCCGAGUCGGAGUUCAUCAUCAAGGUGCAGGACAUCAACGACAGCGAGCCCCGCUUCCUGCACGGCCCCUACAUCGGCAGCGUGGCCGAGCUUGCGCCCACAGGCACGUCGGUGAUGCAGGUGAUGGCCUCGGAUGCCGACGACCCCACGUAUGGCAGCAGCGCUCGGCUGGUGUACAGCGUGCUGGAUGGCGAGCACCACUUCACUGUGGACUCCAAGACCGGCGUGAUCCGGACAGCUGUGCCCGACCUUGACCGCGAGAGCCAGGAGCGCUAUGAGGUGGUGAUCCAGGCCACAGAUAUGGCAGGCCAGCUGGGUGGCCUUUCUGGCUCCACCACCGUCACCAUCGUGGUGACCGACGUCAACGACAACCCACCCCGUUUCCCGCAGAAGAUGUACCAGUUCAGCAUUCAGGAGUCAGCCCCCAUUGGCACGGCCGUGGGACGAGUGAAGGCCGAGGAUUCAGACGUGGGCGAGAACACAGACAUGACUUACCACCUCAAGGACGAGAGCGGCAGCGGUGGCCAUGCGUUCAGAGUCACCACGGACAGCGACACUCAGGAGGCCAUCAUCGUAGUGCAGAAGCACCUGGACUUUGAGUCCCGGCCUGUGCACACUGUGGUCCUGGAGGCCCUCAACAAGUUCGUGGACCCCCGCUUCGCUGACCUGGGCACUUUCCGCGACCAGGCGAUCGUGCGCGUGACCGUGACCGAUGUGGACGAGCCCCCCGAGUUCCAGCCGCCCUCCGGCCUCCUGGAGGUGCAGGAGGACGCGCAGGUGGGCUCCCUGGUCGGCGUGGUGACGGCGCGGGACCCCGACGCCGCCAACCGGCCCGUCCGGUACGCCAUUGACCACGACUCGGAUUUGGACCAGAUCUUUGAUAUCGAUGCAGACACGGGCGCCAUCGUGACAGGCAAGGGGCUGGACCGCGAGACGGCUGGCUGGCACAACAUCACAGUGCUGGCCAUGGAGGCGGACAAUCAUGCCCAGCUCUCCCGGGCGUCCUUACGGAUCCGAAUCCUGGAUGUGAAUGACAAUCCCCCAGAGCUGGCCACACCCUACGAGGCAGCCGUGUGUGAGGACGCCAAGCCAGGCCAGCUCAUCCAGACCAUCAGUGUGGUGGACAGAGAUGAGCCUCAGGGGGGGCACCGCUUCUAUUUCCGCCUGGUGCCUGAAGCUCCUAGCAACCCUCAUUUCUCUCUGCUCGACAUCCAAGACAACACGGCCGCAGUGCACACGCAGCACAUGGGCUUCAACCGGCAGGAGCAGGACGUGUUCUUCCUGCCCAUCCUGGUGGUGGACAGCGGGCCGCCCACGCUGAGCAGCACGGGCACGCUCACCAUCCGUAUCUGUGGCUGCGACAGCUCCGGUGCCAUCCAGUCCUGCAACACCACGGCCUUCGUCAUGGCCGCCUCCCUCAGCCCCGGCGCCCUCAUCGCCCUCCUGGUCUGUGUCCUCAUCCUGGUCGUGCUGGUGCUGCUGAUCCUCACACUCAGGCGCCACCACAAGAGCCACCUGAGCUCCGACGAGGAUGAGGACAUGCGCGACAACGUCAUUAAAUACAACGAUGAGGGCGGAGGCGAGCAGGACACCGAGGCCUACGACAUGUCGGCGCUGCGGAGCCUCUACGACUUCGGCGAGCUCAAGGGCGGCGAGGGGGGCGGCGGCGGCGGUGCGGGCGGGGGCGCGGGCAGCCCCCCGCAGGCCCGCCUGCCGUCGGAGCGCCACUCGCUCCCGCAGGGGCCGCCGAGCCCCGAGCCGGACUUCUCGGUGUUCAGGGACUUCAUCAGCCGCAAGGUGGCGCUGGCGGACGGGGACCUGUCGGUGCCGCCCUACGACGCCUUCCAGACCUACGCCUUCGAGGGCGCGGACUCGCCGGCCGCCUCGCUCAGCUCGCUGCACAGCGGCUCAACGGGCUCCGAGCAGGACUUCGCCUAUCUCAGCAGCUGGGGCCCGCGCUUCCGGCCCCUGGCCGCCCUCUAUGCCGGCCACCGCGUGGACGACGAGGCCAAGGCCUCCUAGCCCCCCGCCCCCACCGUCUGGCGCUGCUCGCCCCACCCAGGACCCAACUGGACCCAAGGACAAAGCGUUUCCCCUGCUCACCCCCUUCCCCAACCCUUCCACCUCCCAGGGCGGCUGGACAGAAGGUGGGACUUGUUGGGGUCGUCCUCCCGAACGCCCCUCCACCGGGGGGCAUGCAGCAUUUGCCCAGAGAUGCGGAAAUCUGACCGACGUCAUUAAAACUGCAGUGAGACCGGGCACUGCGUGGCUCUGGGUUAGAAAGGGAGGUAGGGCAGCGUUGCUCCCUGGAGAAGGGGAGGGUCACUCACUCCUGCCUGGCGGAAAGCCCUGGAGGGAAGACACUGCUGAGGUGCCCCCAGGCCUCCCCCAUCAGAGUUGAGAGGAAAGAAGGGCUCUUCAUUUACUAAGCGCCUACUGUGUGCUAGGACACUGCAAAGACCAUCUUAGUCAUCACAGAAUCCAUGAGGUGGGGCCCUGCAGGUAACAGAUGGACAAAGCUACCCAGAGAAGUGGCUGUGACCUGUCCAAGGAUACCUGGUCAGUGAAGGGUGGAGCCUUUGGCACUUACCCCUUGCCUGGCCUUGGUCAGGUUCCUGCGUUUCUCUGGGCCCCAGUUUCCUUGUGUGUCAAUUGAGGCUAAUAACAGGACCUACCUCGAAGAAUUGUGAGGAUAAAAAGGGUUCAUAGUGUCACGUGGUUAGGACAGUGCCUGGCACAUAGUAGGUGUUCAAUAAAUGUUAGCCUUUGACACUAUUACUAUCUCUGUCAUUAUUAGAAGCCCAGGGUGUCUGCCUCCCAGGUCCAGCUCUCUCCUUGAUGCCAGUUGUCCUCCCCUUUUCCCAAAAUCUCCAAGGGAAGAGGAAAUGGUCCCAACUGUCAGUCCUGCUCCUGCCCUGAGUGGAGGAUAGGGACAUUCCCAGUGCCUGUGGAGCCCUCCGGAGUCUCAGGAACACUGAAAUAGGACACCUGGGAUGCUGUGAGAGGACAAGCUGGGAAGUUCCAGGACUUGGAUGAGGUGGGAGCGUGGGAGGGAGAUGAAGGGGCUGAAAGACACUGGGCAUGGUGGGGACCUUAUCUAUUUGGUCUGGGAACUCAUCAGCCUCCCCAUCCAUGGACCCCAAGUGAAGAAUCGCAGGGUUACAUCAUCACUAACAGCCUCCAGCUCUGAAACCAUUUGAUUGUAAGAGGUUAUUUGGCCUCCUACCCCACUCCCAAGUGACUCAUUCAUUCCACAUUGAUCAGCUGUGCAUUCCAGAUCUGCUAGCUGGGCAGCCUUCAUCAAGGUCCUCAACUGCUGAAGCCUCAGUUUACUCAUCUGUAAAAUGGGGCUAAUAAUAGUCCCUCCUUUAGAUGGUUGUUAAGAGGCUUACAGGAGAUAAUGAAUAUUAAGCUCUGAUCUCAGUGCCUUCCUGACACAUUGAGGGUGCUCAAUAAAUACUCGUUAGCCUUAUUUUUUAUCCUCCCAGGGAGCAUUCAUUCAUUCCCUCCAUAUUUGCCAAUGUCCACUGUGACAGAUCAAGAGAUGGUCAGUAUGUCCUGAGUGCCUUGCCUGUAUUAUUUCAUCUAAGUUAGAUACAGCCAGCCCAGUUCACAGAUGAGGAAACUGAGGCUCAGAGAGUAGUAACCUGCCCAAGUUAACACAGAUCACAAGUAAUUCUUGUCUUCCAUUCACUCCAGGCCCAACUGGGUGGGGGGCAGGGGACAGAAGCAGCCAACAAUAAUAGAUGUGGUAAGAGAUGUAGCAGAAUUAACAGAAUAAGGUCCUGGAAACACUGAAGAAAGAUUGAAUGAUUCCUGGAGUGCUUCCCAGAGGCGGUGACUCCAACUGGAUUUUGAAGAAUGAGAAUGAGAUGUAUGAGAUGGCCAAGCAAGCAGGGGCAUUCCAAGCAGAGAAGAGCAUUUGCAAAGGCUGAGGGCAGGGGAGAGGCAAGAAGAAGCAUGUGGUGGCUUCAGGAACAGUGUGUGGUCCCAGGGGAUGGAUCACUGGAUGGUGAGUGGUGAGAUUUGUCAGGGAAAGCUGGCUGAAGGCAGGUUGGGAAAAGAAUAUGAGGGCCAGAAGCCUUAUGAUUUGCUCAACUUGGGCAUGUCUCCUAAAGUCCAUUGAGGGUGGCUAAUGGUGGAGAUACGGAUAUGGGGUUAGCCUGGUAGUCCCAGUGGGGGGAUAUUGGGACCCUCAUCCCAUGUAAGACCCCCUUACCCCAUGAUUCCUGAAGCUCGUCUACAAAUGGGUAUAGUAACUUGGGGACCUAUGGGGACAAGUGAUCCUCUUUCUGACCUAUGUGUGCCCAAUGCUGAGGUUGGUAAUUGCCAUUUCCUUUGUAGAGGUCCUGAGAUCCAGAGGAGUAAAGUGACUGGCUCAAGGUCACCCAGCUGGUAUGGGACAGAGCGGAACAGCAUAGGACCCCCUGAUUCCAAAUCUCUGCUCCUUCCAUGUGUUCUGGUUGCCUUGACAGAUUCUGACCCUGCCAAAAAUGCAGUUACAGGCAGAUUGUGUGUCUAGAGAGACAUACAAACAUGAAGUCACAAGGACCCUUGAACAUCUUGUCCAAACCCCAUACAUGGGGAAUGACUUUCCCAAGGUUACAUAGAGUUAAGGAUCUGGCCAGAAAUAAAGAACAUUAUUCAUCCAGUGUCACCUUCUGAGCCUCUGGCUCGGGUGUUCACCAGCUGUGUGACUUUGAGCAAGUAAUUUACCCUCUCCGUGACUUCAUGUUCUUAUCCAUAAAGUGCACACAUUCCGAACACCUGCUCCAUAAGGUUGUCAGGAGGGUAAAAUGCAUUAAUGAUGACUGACACUCACUGACCACUUCCCACGCGCCAGCAUUGCAGUAAGCACUUCAGUAAACUAACUUAUGUUAUCCAACCACCCCAUGAGCAGCCCUCGUUUUUAUAGGUGAGAACUGAGGCACAAAGAGGUUACCUUGCCCAAGAUCAAACAACUAAUAAAUGGAGAUGCCAAGAUUGAAUGGAGGUGCUCUGGCCCCGAGACCUACACCAUCAGCAGCACGCACAGUGCCUGGCACACAGGAAGCACUGAGCACAUGUCCAAGCAUAGUCGAGGUCACUGUCUGUGCCCUGGGAGAGCUUGUUCCCCCACUCCCUGCUGCGUUGUACAGCCUGGGGGCGUCUCCCAUCCCCCCAUGAUU